AAAAUAAAAUAUGUAGAGUCAUUGCGUUAAUUUCCGUACAGAUUAUCAAUUAAUGUAAUUGAUUUUUAAUUUUCUAUUUGCGACAUAUAAUUUUAUGUAAAUAGAUUGAUAUAUUGUUUUGACAUUAAUGAUUGCAAUAGGUACGUACAAAUUUGUGCAGCAAAGUACGUUUAUAUUCAAAUUUCGUCAAGUGGACGAAAACUAGUGCCGGACAAAAACCAACACACCUACAUAUAGGUAGUAUUCUUGUUGGUAUAUUGAGUAAAAUAUGUUACGUUACUGUAGGUAAUGUCAUUGUCACAGCAGUGUUAUGGAUUUAUUCGGAUUUGUUAUAGUAUCUUGUAAGUUUACAUAUUCAGCAGUAAUCUUAAUUACAAACAGUAUAGCAAUAAUUUAGUGAAGUUCCGGGUAAAACUUAUUACCGGGUAAAAAAAAUAUUUUCGAUUAGUUUAGCGAUACACAGACAAAGAGACAGAAAGAUAGAGUUGCUUUCACACUUAUAAUAUUAAUAUGGAUGGACAGCUUAUGGUCAUUUUCAUAAACCUAUUGCUGAGACAAGUAGCAGCAUUUUUGGGAUAAUUUUACCUUGCAUUGUGUCUGUAUUAACAUAACUUCUGUAGUGUCCAGGUAAAUGGAUAAUUGACUGUGCUACUAACCACUUACUACCCUGUUCCUACUCCAUCCUACAUAUUUACCAAUAACCUUGUUUUAAUUGACUGAGGGAUGCAUUAUGUUGUGUUCAUUUAUUAUUUUUGCAUGUUGUGUGUAUUUUUUAUUUUAUUUGCAUGUAAAGACGAUAUAGAUAAAGCCAAAAGAAAACUGAAACUGGUCGAGGAGACAUCAGACUUACAGACUGAAGCAGAAGAAGAACCAAAUUUUAAGCGGAAAAGAAAUAACAGAUAUAUUUCCACAAGCGAUGAAGAUGACGGUCACAUAACGCCACCACCAAUUAAGAAAAAAAUCUUGAACAAAACAGCUGCUGCUGCUUACUAUAGAGAUACCCGUCAGGCUCAGCCAAACAUUACCCGAGUUUCCCGGGAAGCUCCUUCAACACCAGAAAAAACCCUCUCAUUGCUGAAUGUAGUUGACGGGCUUCCUGUCUUGACAAACAGUGUCCUGCAAGAUUUAACAGAAGACGGCGAGGGGCGGCUAACUCCGGUUUCACGCAUACGUAGUCCUUGGUCGCGAAAAGAACAACCACCGAAUCUCGGCAGCGACGUGCCAGCAACGCCAUCGUGCGGUCAAGGAUUAAAAGGUUUGCAAGAUACAGUGGUGUCACUACUGACCCACAUAAAAGCCCAGAAUGAUAUAAUCAUCUCGAUUUUGCGAGAAAAACAUACAAGAUUGGAUUUAAAACCAGAGUUCAAAUUUCCCAUCAAAACUUCGGAGGAGUUGGAAAUUGUGGAAAAAUUAUUAACGUCACAAGAAAACCAUGCUAACGUGGUAGCCUACUUCAAGAGCCUUGGUGGACAGGGCGUUAAUAAUAAAGUAUCUAGAGUUAUGAAAGUUGCAUUGUCUGACUCUAUGGCAAGCAAGUACAACUUUUACGGUAAAAGAUCAGACAAGAAGCCAUUUGCAGAACUACGUCUCCGGGCGUGUGCAAAACCAUUCGAUGUAGAAGGAACCCACCAUCAAUUACAAUGUCACUACCAGCAAGCUUGUUGUGGAUCAGACUCUGGUGAAAACAAAUUCGGAUUUUAGAAGAAAUUCAAAGUGGCGGCCGUGUUUACAAUCUUUGACUACGAAUUCAUAUAAGGGUAUCUUUCGGAUCCUCAGAUGUAAUUUGUUAUCGUGACUAGAUCAAAUUUUCCGUCGGACGUACCGUUUUUGAACUACAAGAAAAAAACUUAAAAAUAGCAAAAAAAGUUCCACAACUUCUGGAAUGGAGCAAACUCGGAUUACACAAAUUUAGGAUCAAAUAAAGGUAUUAAGACGAUUUGACUGGCCUCUUAAAAUACUUAAAAAGUACCUUGUUAAUAUGUAGUUUAUAUGUUAUUAUUAAACUACUAGUUCCUUGAUGUA
Molecule: messenger RNA, 2022 nt
Organism: Cydia pomonella (codling moth)
Lineage: Eukaryota; Metazoa; Arthropoda; Insecta; Lepidoptera; Tortricidae
Exons: 6
Coding region: 724-1701 (325 amino acids)
Source: RefSeq, a predicted model, not a curated record